AUCAUAAAGAAAUCUGGAAAAAAAAACCACUAGAUUGAAAGUGAUGGUUCCUAGAUAAUAAAAUGAAAAUAUAGGAUUAUCUUCAAUGGAAAUGGAUGGAAUAAUUAGUCUUCACGAUAAUGUAUUAGAAGUUAUAUUUUCCUUUUUAUCUUUACACGAUCUUAGAAAUUGUUCCCUAGUAUGUAAGAGGUGGUAUGAAUUCUUGAAUGAUGAAAAUAAUGAUGUAUGGAGGUUACACUGCAUUAGAAAACUUGCAGAAGAAGCUUUGAAAUCAGAUUUAUUAUCGUCUGUUCCUACUUACAAAGCGAAACUGCGUGCAUUUCAUCAUGCAUGGAACCCAAAUGACUGUUCUAGGAAUAUUUAUAUUAAACCUAAUGGGUUUACAUUGCAUCGGAAUCCAGUAGCACAAAGUACUGAUGCUGCAAGAGGUAAAAUUGGUUUUAGACAUGGUAGACAUGCAUGGGAAGUCAUUUGGGAAGGGCCCUUGGGAACAGUUGCUGUUAUAGGAAUAGCAACUAAGGAUUCCCCAUUACAAUGCCAUGGCUAUGUGGCUUUAUUAGGGACAGAUGAUCAAAGUUGGGGGUGGAAUCUGGUUGAUAAUCAUCUUUUACAUAAUGGAGAUGCUCAGGGAAAUUAUCCUUUAUUAAAUAAUGCACCAAAAUACCAGGUUGGAGAGAGAAUCAGAGUUAUUUUAGACUGUGAUGAUAAUACCUUAUCUUUUGAAAAGAAUUAUGAAUUUUUGGGAGUAGCAUUCAGAGGUUUACCUGAUAAAAAACUUUAUCCAACUGUAUCUGCAGUUUAUGGUAAUACAGAAGUAUCGAUGGUGUAUUUAGGUCCUCCUUUAGAUGGCUAACAUUGCUUUUUUUUGAGCAGAAUGCUCAGAAUCAAAGAAGCUGUUUAGAGAGAAACAUGUCUGAUACAAGAUGGAAUUAAAGGUCAGUUUGGUUUGCCCAUGUGAUAUUAAAGAAAUAAUGCUCUUCUCUUGAAGACAUGUGGAAGUGUUUAUAAUAAGGACUUUCCAAAAGUAAGUUAAAAUAAAAUUGGGAUCAAUGAAGUAUUUGUCAGUCAACAAACACAUACACUUUUAUUUUCUCACAUUUUCAUUCAGUAGGAAAUAUUUAAAUACAAAAAUAUAGUAAUUCAUAUUUGAGAUGACACUGAAAUUAUGUGUGGUAAUUUCAAUUCAACCUUAAUUAAUUCAUUUAAUAAAUAAAACUUUGUGGCUACAAUACGCUAGGGAAUUAAACUUUUUUCUACUCCUAUUUCCAUUAAUAAACAAAAAUAUAAUAUUUAAAUAUAAUUUCAUAAAAAAAGGUGAAAUACAUAUUAGAAACACAAUAACUUCUCUAUUGUUUUCUAAUACUUUUAAAAAGUAGGAUACACACUUUUAUUUCAAUAAGUGCAAAGGCAAUAGUAAAUUAUUCCAUUCAGACUCGCUCUUUGUUCAACUAAACCAUUGUUGACUUAAUCUUAGUAUGGAUUGAUGGACGAUCAUAUACAUUCUUUCAAUAUAUCUCAAGGGCUUAAAAAUUCAAAAAAACCAUAAUAUAGCUUAUCAGGAAGUUUGUUUUCUAUUACCUUGAGAUUCAGAUAGAUAUGGGGUAAUUUUUUUUUAUGAAAUAAUAUAUUUAAAUAUAAAAAUCUUCAUUUUAAUCAAUCUCACUAUGCCGAUUUUUUGAAUGAGAAUGUUGAGAUAUGAAAUCUACUUUUAGCGUUAUUAGCUCAUUUUGAGGGUUUACUAGUAUUACAUAUUAUUCAACUGUUUCAAAUUUAGAAAUUUUUUCUGGUUAUCUUUCAAGAAUGUUUGAAAGGAUCAUUCUUGGAAAAAAUGAAUCAAAACUGAUGAAUACUUCAUGAGUUUCCAUGGUUACAUUAUGUGCUCUGAUAUUUGUCCAUAAAUUUUCAAAUCUGUUGCAUUUUCCUGUUAUUGGCAGAAGUUUUUUCCAAUGGAAAAACAGUUAUAAAUGGAAGUUUCAGUUAUAUUGAAACAAGCGAAAAUGCAACAAGAUGAUAUGAGAAAUGAUUGUUUGCCCCCAAAAAAAGUCUUAUUGCAGUUUUACUUUUUUUGUACUAAGUGAAACUAAAAGAUCUGUUGUUUUCAGUUUCAAAUUUCUUUAUUUUAUUUAUACAUGUAAAUGCACAAGCUCCUGAAGCUUCAGGGAUCUAUUUUAUGUUUACUUAAAACUUUAAACUUUAUUAUUAUUUACUAUUGAAAUAUUUUAUCUAUGUUUAUGAUUUUUGUGAAAACUAUGUUGUUGGAUAAAGAAUGUAUGAAUUCUCGAUUCCUUUUAGAUGAGGAGGAAGUGUUCAAUAAUUCGAUUGUAUAGGUACAUCAAUGUGUAAAUUCUCCUAACUUCUUUCUCUUUAUGAACAUUUUGGAAUAUUUAUUAUCUUGAUGGUAGUUUAUCACUUAGGUGUGAUGCAUCUUUUUGGAUCAUCAAAAUACUCGUUUCAGUAUUUUUAUAUGAAACUAGUUUUUUAAACAAUUAAAUUAGUAUAAUUCUAGUAAUAACAUUCUUCAGUACUAAUUGUUUUUUUAUGAGUUUUGUUUAUGCUCAUCUGUUAUUGUUGCUGAAAGAAUACUUUUAUCAAAAAUGUUCCUUGGCCAAUGUCUGGUUUUCUUUUUUACUUUUCAAAUUUUAUAUUUCUUCAAAUUUGUAUGAAAAUUUUCACUUGAUUCGAUUCCAAAUUUUUUUUUGUGGGGAAGACUUUCAUUUCUCUCAUGACAUCAGCAAAUAAUGCAAAUUUUAUACUAUACCAAAGUUCCAUCAUUGAAAACUUGAGUUACCUGUCCAUUAAGUAAUCUUGAAAUAUUGUAUAUAAAUAACCAUAACUAUUUAGUUGAAUUUAGCGUAUAAUAUCUGAAAUAUCUUUUUUGAUGAAAUUUAGCACCAGUCUUUUUAAUUGAAUCCAAUUACCUAAUAUAGGCUAUGUGAAAGAUUUCAUACCUCAACCAAUGUCCUCCAAUUUUAUUGCAGUUGGGCAAAAAUAUGUGAAUAUUACCUAAUCCUGAUUUUCAAUUCCUUAUUAUUACAUUUAUCUGAAGUAUGAAAUCUUCAAUGAAUUGUGUGUACCGCCGCUCAUCAUAUUUUAUUUUAUAUAAUUUUUGAUACAACGACAUGAUAUGAUAAUCAUAUUUAAAACGUUUUUAUGAUUUUAAUGCAUUUAAGCAACUGAUUAAAUUUUUACCAUUUCAGGAACAUUUUUUUAUAUAAUUACUGCAAUUUGAUCCUGAACGAGUAUCAUGAGUUUAUUUAUAAUUUUUGUGAUUUUAAUUGACGCUGUGAUAAUUUUUUUUUGUUAAUUUCUUCAUGUUAUGUAAUGUACUGUAAUUAACCAAAUAUUCCCACUAAAAAAAUUCUGCGAAUGUAGAUUUAUCAUCAUAAGUUCAAAAUUUGUGUAUGUUGUGGAAGUCGUAGUGAAUAUCCCACCUAUGUUGCGAUUCAUUUGUUAUUAUUUUGUAUUUGAAUAUAGACAUGGUGUCGAUUACUAAUUAUUUGGAAUUUAUACCUUUUUUCUACCUCUUGAUGAACCAUACCAUUAUUGUAGGUAUCAAUACCAUCUGAUUGAAUAUUUGUUAUUGUUGCUUCAUUUUAUUCUUGUAAAUAUACAUAAUAUGAUGUAA
Messenger RNA from Harmonia axyridis, 3625 nucleotides. It is a transcript of the gene Fsn, whose product is annotated as F-box/SPRY domain-containing protein 1. Gene Ontology annotation, molecular function: protein binding. The coding region runs from base 86 to 853 and encodes 255 amino acids. Lineage: Eukaryota; Metazoa; Arthropoda; Insecta; Coleoptera; Coccinellidae. The record is from RefSeq and is a predicted model, not a curated record. Gene Ontology annotation, cellular component: SCF ubiquitin ligase complex; synapse. The transcript has 4 exons. Gene Ontology annotation, biological process: synapse assembly involved in innervation; proteasome-mediated ubiquitin-dependent protein catabolic process.